Molecule: messenger RNA, 1674 nt
Organism: Verruconis gallopava
Lineage: Eukaryota; Fungi; Ascomycota; Dothideomycetes; Venturiales; Sympoventuriaceae
Exons: 1
Coding region: 1-1257 (418 amino acids)
Source: RefSeq, a predicted model, not a curated record
AUGGAUCGCCUGGUCCAGCUCCGUGAUCCUCAACGAGAUAACAAAAUAUCUGUCCCAUCCAAAAACGUAGAAGACAGUGUAGAAGAUUUCUAUACGUAUAUUCCGCGUCAUAGAGGCGAUUUUCCAUCGCUCGAUUACCAGCUGGCUGAUGAUCCGCCACGUGGAACGCGAUACAACAUCGUGGACCGCAUUUUUAAAGACGACCUGCCCGUAUACAUCUUGCGGCCACAACCGGACUUGGAUGGUAGGAGCUCUAUUAAAAGAAAGAGUUCAGAAGUCUCUCUUGGCCCUAAAUCCUUUAACGAUUGUCCAGAAACGCGGCAAAAUGGUUCCGAGUUCGUAACAAGGAGACGACUGUCAAGGUGCAGAACAUCGCCGACGUUGGCUCAAAGCAGCUCGUCAGACUCGCUGGCAUACGAUCCCUGCGAUCCAAGCUUAUUACACGUCGAUCUUUCCGAUGUUCUUUCAUAUGUCACCCCCAGGGAACUGGAACGGUAUGAAACAUUUCGCUUCGAGAAUCCCCGGCCGGAGGAUUUCCCCCCAGUUUCGUCUCACUCGAGAGAUAGUUCGGAAGUUCCAAGAUUCGAGAGAGACCAAAGAGCACUAGUAAGAGAGGAGAUACGAUCAACUGAUGCUAGGAAAAAACCUCCGAAGAAGCGUACCAAGACCGUUCCUUCCACCACUCCAAACCAGAUUGAAAGUGACGCGCAGGACGCAGGCAAAGCGGAGUCGGUACUGUUACCUUUGCGCAAUGUUUUGCCAAAGGAGUCACGCGAAGUCUUAAAUCAAGGCGAUACAAUAGAAAUCAUACCUUCUUUUGAACCAGAGAUAGUUGACGUCAGCAAAGGUCAUGUGCAACGUUCUUUUCAGGAUGAACAUGCGCUUUCUUCUGGAGAUUCUGACUCUCAAACGACAGCUGCGACGAGCAAGAAUCGAUCAAUAAGGAGUGGCAAAAUUCUUGACUCUUCAGCCUCCAUUGAACCGCGAGAACAAUCAAGUUCAGAUACGAAAUUCCAACGAUGGGAAAGAAACUUCAAAACCUUGGCAGAGAAGUUAUCCACUACACCCAUACGGACCUCAGAGGUUGCGGAUGGACAAAGGAAUAUCUCAUCCGUGCCCAUACGCACCUUGGCCGAAACUAGCGGAUCGAGCAUUCCUAGUAGCUCUAGUUUUGGCACACAAUCUACUAUUGACUCGUACCUCAAAGCGAUGUCCAAAGCGAGAGAAGCGAAACGGCCACCUUCUUUUGUACAAUAGAGGUCACGAUGAAAAAGAAAACCAACCCUUCAUGCCAAAGCUGGGAGAUAUCAGCAAGCCAUUAAAUAUGAUAAGAUCAAGGCCAAAUAUCAACCAGAAACUGAGCUGAAAGUCGAGAGUGCAGAAUAUCAUGAGCGAAAAUACAUAGAUCUCAUGCUAAAUGAUCUAUAAUGGAAGUAGUCUUGCGUUAUUUGUGUAAAAGGGCUGAGACUUCACAGGCGACGUAUCUCGCCAAGAACGAAUUGGACGGCGCAGGAAAACAAGCUGAUGGAAAUUAAUUGUCCACACUUUCGGACAAACCUGAGACUACAUAUGUGAUAGCUGCACAGCAUAGCAUUGGUGUUUGAUUUCUGGGGAACUCUUCAGUGCGGAGAAGUGAUACCACAACAUCAAGCAUCUUCAUUAAGGGAACUGGAG